AUGGUUUUCAAACACUCUAGCGUGGUAAUCAGGACAGAUCUAGCCAUUCUAUUACCUGAUGGGUGUUAUGGAAGGAUUGCUCCAAGAUCAGGCCUGGCUGUGACACACUCCAUCUCAAUUGGAGGUGGUGUGAUUGAUAGGGACUACACUGGUGAUAUCCGUGUAAUCCUGUUCAAUCAUUCAGAUGAAGAUGUUCACAUCAAACGUGGCACCCGUGUUGCUCAGCUAAUUUGUGAAGCCGCGUUACAGCCUGAUUUAUAUGAAUUAACAGAAUUGCGAAACACCAUGAGAGGGAAUAAAGGAUUUGGAUCGUCGGGUUUUAUGUAA
Molecule: messenger RNA, 327 nt
Organism: Macrosteles quadrilineatus (aster leafhopper)
Lineage: Eukaryota; Metazoa; Arthropoda; Insecta; Hemiptera; Cicadellidae
Product: deoxyuridine 5'-triphosphate nucleotidohydrolase-like
Exons: 1
Coding region: 1-327 (108 amino acids)
Biological process (GO): dUTP catabolic process; dUMP biosynthetic process
Molecular function (GO): magnesium ion binding; dUTP diphosphatase activity
Source: RefSeq, a predicted model, not a curated record